UGACUUUCUCCCCAUAUUCAUGACUCUAUUACACAUGUGAUGAUGAGAAACUAAGACCUGCAGAGAUACCCAAGCUGCACGGGAGAUAGGGAGCCACAAAAUACAAACAUAGAGCGUGCUCAUAAAUGCACUACAACCCUCAUUUAUUGCAGAAAUCUCAUUAUAUUCUUGACUCCUAAUUGCCAAUUGAGAAACAAAGAUUUUGCAUUUGCAGGCUUUGAAUCUUAACGUCCAUAUAGGUAAUAAAGUUUGAUCAGAAAUUCUCGUGAAUCAGAGGGUAUAAUAUAUAUAUAGAAGCUCCUCUGUAUGUGAGCAAAGGAUACUCGUGAUGCAGAGCUCUGCAGUUUCACGAGCUUCAUAUUCUUCUCAGAGAGCCUGGAAUGGCUCCUCAACCCAGUUUUGAAUUCUCCUUCAACCCUUCAAAUAUCCUGACAUUCCUUUCACCAAUUCAUGCUUCAGAAUCUAAAACCCAGUUUCAUAGACUCUUCACAGUGCCAUGACAAUCAUGAAAAACCUGUUCUUUUACAGUUUUUUGUACUUGGUUACCAUCCAUGUCACUGCAAGUGCUCUUCAGACUUACAUUGUUCAGCUGCACCCACAUGGUGUAACCAGUUCUUCCUUCACUUCUAAGGCUCAGUGGCAUCUCUCAUUUAUUGAACAAGCCGUUCCCCUAGAUGACGACCCUUCCUCUCGUCUUCUAUACUCCUAUCAUUCCGCCAUGGAAGGUUUUGCAGCUCAGUUGUCUGAAACUGAGCUCCAGUUCUUGCAAAAGUUGCCUGAUGUUAUUGCAAUUAGACCCGAUCAGCUGUUCCAACUUCACACAACUUAUUCCUACAAAUUCCUAGGACUAAGCCCUACAAGCUCAGGGGCUUGGUAUAAGUCUGGUUUUGGUCGUGGAACUAUAAUUGGAGUACUUGACACUGGAGUUUGGCCAGAGAGUCCAAGCUUCGAUGACAGUGGAAUGCCUGCUGUUCCUAAGAAAUGGAGAGGGAUUUGCCAAGAAGGGCAAGAAUUCAAUUCUUCAAACUGUAACAGGAAGCUCAUUGGUGCCAGAUUCUUCACAAAAGGCCAUCGUGUGGCCUCAACGCCGUCUUCAGCAAACAUCUUUCAGGAGUAUGUGUCACCGCGUGAUUCUCACGGUCAUGGUACUCACACAUCUUCAACUGCUGGUGGAGCUUCAGUUCCAUUGGCAAGUGUUUUAGGUAAUGGAGCUGGUGUUGCUCGAGGGAUGGCCCCCGGUGCUCAUAUUGCUAUCUACAAAGUUUGCUGGAUAUAUGGCUGUUACAGCUCUGAUAUUCUUGCUGCAAUGGAUGUUGCUAUUAGAGAUGGAGUUGACAUCCUCUCUCUUUCGCUGGGCGGCUUCCCAUUACCACUUUUUGCUGAUACCAUCGCAAUUGGAAGCUUUCGAGCUACAGAGCACGGAAUCUUGGUUGUAUGUGCAGCAGGAAACAAUGGUCCAAUCCAAAGCUCAGUUGCUAAUGAAGCUCCUUGGAUUGCCACCAUUGGAGCAAGCACACUUAACCGCAGAUUUCCAGCUGUAGUCAAAAUGGGAAAUGGAGAACUCCUUUACGGAGAAUCCUUGUACCCCGGAAACCAUUUCCCAAGUGCUGGAAAAAAGCUCGAACUUGUUUACGUGACAGAAGGAGAUAAAGAUAAAGGAAGUGAAUUUUGUUUCGAAGAAUCUCUCCCCAGAGCAAUAGUAGAAGGCAAAAUGGUUGUUUGUGACAGAGGUGUCAACGGAAGGGCAGAGAAAGGUCAAGUCGUAAAAGAGUCCGGCGGGGCUGCAAUGAUCUUAACCAAUACAGAGAUCAACCUUGAGGAAGACUCUGUUGAUGUCCAUGUCUUGCCUGCAACAUUAAUCGGUUUCUCAGAAUCUGUUCGCUUGAAGGCUUAUCUAAACUCAACAAGGAAUCCGACAGCUCGAAUAUUAUUUGGAGGAACAGUUAUCGGUAGAUCCAGAGCACCAGCAGUAGCUCAGUUUUCCGCAAGAGGACCAAGUUUAUCCAACCCUUCGAUCCUCAAACCUGAUGUGAUUGCACCCGGGGUCAAUAUAAUAGCUGCCUGGCCGCAGAAUUUAGGCCCAUCUGGACUUCCAGAAGAUUCUAGAAGAGUGAAUUUCACUGUCAUGUCAGGAACAUCCAUGGCUUGUCCCCAUGUCAGUGGAAUUACUGCUCUGAUCCGUUCUGCUUAUCCUAAAUGGUCCCCAGCGGCAGUAAAAUCUGCAAUAGUGACAACUGCAGAUGCAACUGAUCGUUCUGGCCAUCCCAUAAUGGACGGUAACAAACCAGCAGGACUUUUUGCAAUUGGAGCAGGACAUGUAAACCCAGAAAGGGCAAUCAAUCCUGGAUUGAUCUACGAUAUCCGGCCAGAGGACUACGUCACCCAUCUGUGCACCCUCGGAUACACAAGAUCAGAGAUUUUCACCAUCACUCAUCGGAAUGUCAGCUGCCGUGAGCUAUUACAGAUGAGCAGGGAUUUCAGCCUCAACUAUCCGUCCAUUUCUGUAACUCUCAGGCAUGGAAUGAUGCGAAAAAUGAUCAAGAGACGACUGACAAAUGUCGGUAGGCCUGAUUCCAUCUACUCAGUGGAAGUAAAGGCUCCCGAGGGAGUCAGAGUUAGAGUCAAACCCCGACGACUGGUAUUCAAACACAUAAAUGAAAGUCUGAGUUACAGAAUAUGGUUUGUAUCAAGUAAGAGAUCAGAGAAUAUGAGGGUUAGCUUCACACAAGGACAUUUAACAUGGGUGCACUCUCCCAAUGGUCAGUACAGGGUUAGAAGCCCUAUCUCAGUUACCUGGAAGUACAAGUAAUAGAAGAGUGAGAGCACUAGCAUUGCUCAUGCAGCAAAGCUCAUGUCUGGUCCCAAAUUGUUAGCAACAAAGAGAUGAUUUAUGUAGAAGAAAUAUGAUUAAUGCCGUUUGAUUUCAUAAUAUUAUGUUCUAGUUCUAGUCAAAUCUUGCACCCGAGCUUAGCUACUUAAUACAUCCGUUUAAAAUGAGAAGGACCCUACAAUAUUUAGUCAUGAGCU
Messenger RNA from Tripterygium wilfordii, 3027 nucleotides. RefSeq names its product subtilisin-like protease SBT1.2. Gene Ontology annotation, molecular function: serine-type endopeptidase activity. Gene Ontology annotation, biological process: proteolysis. NCBI's taxonomy places the organism in Eukaryota, Viridiplantae, Streptophyta, Magnoliopsida, Celastrales, Celastraceae. The transcript has a single exon. The coding region runs from base 497 to 2809 and encodes 770 amino acids. The record is from RefSeq and is a predicted model, not a curated record.